AUGCCGCCAAAGAAGGGAGGAAAGGACACGAAGCCGGCGCCCAAGAAGGGCAAGCUUCAGAACAUGAACAAGGGUGCCAAGAAGGCCACGAAGAAGUGGUCGAAGGGGCGCACUCGUGAGGCUCUGCAGAACGCCGUCGUGUUCGACAAGGACACGAUGGACAAGCUUGUCAACGAGGUACCCAAGUACAAGGUGAUCACGCCGUCCAUCAUCAGUGACCGCCUGAAGAUCUCUGUCGCCCUGGCCGCCAAGGGCCUGCAGCACCUCUGCAAGCAGAAGCAGAUCAAGCUGGUUUCGUGCAGCAGCAAGUUCCGCCUCUACACCCGUGUCUAG
Molecule: messenger RNA, 333 nt
Organism: Trypanosoma rangeli
Lineage: Eukaryota; Euglenozoa; Kinetoplastea; Trypanosomatida; Trypanosomatidae
Product: ribosomal protein S25
Exons: 1
Coding region: 1-333 (110 amino acids)
Cellular component (GO): cytosolic small ribosomal subunit
Molecular function (GO): structural constituent of ribosome
Source: RefSeq, a predicted model, not a curated record